Paramuricea clavata is the source of this 502-nucleotide messenger RNA. The record is from the annotation of a GenBank genome assembly. Lineage: Eukaryota; Metazoa; Cnidaria; Anthozoa; Malacalcyonacea; Plexauridae.
AAUUGAAGAUGAUUCUAGUGAGAAUUCUGACAACCUGGAAAGUGAAGUUGACAAUGUAGCAGAAGAAAUUAGAUUCAUCAGAGAACCGAACGGUGCCAAUCUUGCGUUUGGAGAUGAAUCAACUCAACCAAAGCCUCAUGAAAGUAAUACAGCCAAUUCUCAGUCUGAAUAUGAUGCCCGUGAUGAUGGUGAUCAGAAUCAGGAACUGUAUCAAGUCGUGGUAGAUUUAUUAGAGUCUGCUAGAAAGGCAAGAGGUGUAACUGUUACAAUUGCCCGACAUGUGUACAUGUUGUUUAGUCGUUAUAAUAUGCAUUCGGCUGCUUACAAGAAUUUAUAUCUGGUAUACAAACUGGCUUUGAUCUCGCUUGUUACACAAUUAGUCUUUUGCGAAAGAACAUUUUCAAAACUUAAACUGUUAAGAAUGCGAUUACGAAGCACCGACGUUAUCGGCAGAUCAUCUAGAAUCGUUGCUAUACUAAUCAUGGUGGAAGACAAACUGUAA